AUGUUAAUGCCAACACAGGAAAUGGCAUCAACAGUUUUUAGGUAAGGGGCACUAGGGUGCUCAUAGCUGGUGAGAGCUGGGUGUCUUUGUUAAAUACAUCAUUCAUAUAACACUUGGUGACUGUGGGUGUGAUCUAAGCUUGUCAUUUCAGUUUUUAAAAGACAUAAAUUUUGUUUUCAGAUACAUGGUUCAUUAGUGUUUCGCAUACCCAUCACAAAACGAUCGGCUUUGUGGAGCGUAGGAAAAUAAAUGUCCUCUUUGUUUUUCUGUUCACAAAAUAUUAUUAAUUUAUUUAUGCCUUAAGGCAGAGAUACAACUCAGCCUUGGACGUCAGGCAGUAAGGAUGAUUUCAGGUGUUGGUUCGUUGUUGUUUUGUUUUUUUUCUGGGUAAAAAUAAAGAGCACCAAAGGCAGGAGGCAUUAACUGCCCAAUUAGUGCAGGCAUAGAAAAGUAGCUGAAUUUUCUCCAGAAGGGGCAGAUACUGCUUUUGCAAAAUUUCAGGGACUAACCUACGAUAAUACAUACAGUAAUUGCGUCCAGUUCUGAGAGAUUUCUAUGAAGAACAAGAUCCCUUAAAGUGGUCAAGUUGCGCACACAAGGCCUUCUGUUCAUUUGGAGACCUUGACUUAGCAUUGUUGAAUAUCCUGAUGCACAACUGGGUGUCCUAUUGGAGCGUGGUGGAACUUGUAUGAUCACAUCUUGCCUGAGGUCUCAGAAAUGAUGUCAUGAGGGUAUCUUGCUGAGCAAAACUGUAACCUGCUCAUAGAAGAGUUAUCAUAUCACUGUGACAGCACUUUGUGGGGGACUGUUUGGGUACCGUAGAUGUUCCUCUCAGCACAUCGUGGUAGAUGUACCAGAGGAAGAGAUGGAUAACGCCACAUUUAGAAGCAACACUGUACUGUCUGAUGUGCACUUACACUGUCCAAAUAAAAGACAUCUCAUGGUGCGAUUGAACACAGUUGGACAGCCAGUAUUCCUGUCGUAUUUCAAACUCCUUUGGAACACAGAAGAUUCGUCACCUGAGAAAGAUGUGAGAGAAGCUACAACAGAAAGGGAACACCCGUAUGGAAGUGGAGAUGUACUGUGUGACAAGGACGGCAAUAAUCUAAAAAAAGAGAGAGAGACAAAUAUUGAAGGAGUAGAAGCUCUGCUGGAUGAUGACGGAGACUUGGAAGUGGUUAGAAGACCUCGAAGUGCCUCUGAUUUAGAAGCAGAGAAUCUUUUGAGGGAUAGAGUGUAUCCUGUAAUUCUGAUGAAAGGGGGAGAAGAUGCUUUUGAAGAUGAAGAACAAGGCGGCACCUGCAGUGAUGUUGUUAAAAUAGAACAUACUAUGGCGACCCCCUUAGAAGAUGUUGGUAAACAAGUGUGGCGUGCAGCCUUUCUUCUUGCUGAUUACAUUCUGUUUCAACGGGACAUGUUCAGGUGUUGCUCGGUGCUAGAGCUCGGAGGCGGCACUGGAAUUACAAGCAUUAUCAUGGGAAUAGUUGCCAAGAGAGUUUAUUGCACAGAUGUUGGUGAAGAUCUCCUGGCCAUGUGUGAGCAAAAUGUUGCGUUAAACAAACACCUGAUGGAGCCGGGAAGAGGGGAAGUUAAAGUAAAGGAACUGGACUGGCUGAAAGAUGAAUUCUGCACUGAUCCUGAAGCUCCUUAUAGCUGGUCUGAAGAAGAGAUUGCUGAUUUGCAUGACCACUGUACUGUGAUAAUGGCAGCUGAUGUGUUCUAUGAUGAUGACCUGACAGAUGCCUUGUUCAGAACACUGUAUAGGAUCACACACAACUUGAGAAAUUCUUGCACAGUUUACAUAGCAUUAGAAAAAAGGCUGAACUUCACUUUAAGACAUAUGGAUGUUACAUGUGAAGCCUACAGUCAUUUUAGAAAUACUCUAAAUGAUUUGGAGAACCUCCAAGAUGGAAAAAUGAAAUAUACUGUGGAGCCCAUCAAGCUUGAUUUCUGCCAGUUUCUCGUUUAUGAACGAAUUGAGCAGUUGGAACUGUGGAGGAUCGUUGCUGAACAGCUCACAUGACAGCGACAUGAGAAAAUAGAAGAUUUUGUUAAAAAUGGAUUUUCAUCCCGAGAAAAGCAUUUACCUGGUGGAACUGUGGUCUCACAAAGUAUGGCUGUGCAGAUUUGCUUUACUUCAGUAGGUUUUGGUUUGGGUGCUUGGGACAUAGUUUCUUUGAUGUUUCUUUUACAAAACUGUUUAAUAUUGGUCUUUUCUGUAUGCGCUGGAUGCCAAACGGUGGCAGGGACACAGUGGCUUAUUCUUUGGGGUUGAUGGCUUAGGUUUUGGAGUCUGACAAGGAGCUAUUUUAACCUUUCCGUGUGGCUGAUUUGCAGAUGUCAUGCAUUUUCCUUUUCAUCUUCUGAACAUGGGCAAUAUUCUUGGUCUCAUCCUAGUUCCAUAUUAUUUAUGUUUAUGACCAUUUGUGAAAGAGUGUUCUGGGCAAGAUCUAUUUGCCUUUCAUGGACUCUUCUUUAAGCAAUCUGUUUAUGAAACUUAGUCCUUAAUUUUCAGUUUGUCCUAUCUAAAUUAUACUAGUUUAGUACUACUAUCCGAGCUGAAAGAAGAUGAGAUGCAUUUUGCUUGAGCCUCUAAAAAUACUCCACAGAGGUCCUGGAGCUAUAUUGUCCUGCUGAAAUUUUAAGCUAUUCUGUCCUCGCCAGGUUGAGGGUGGAAGAUACCAUGUGAAGUGAUGGAUAUGCUACUGCUCUUGAAAUGUUUGGGAUCCUACCCUCAAUGUGUAUGUGUGAGGCUGGGGAGAAGGAGGUGACCGAGAAUGUCUUGCCCAUGCAAAUGGUGCCUUCACUAUCUUUGACUUCAGAUUAAAGUGCAACAUACUGAUCAAA
Molecule: messenger RNA, 2847 nt
Organism: Columba livia (rock pigeon)
Lineage: Eukaryota; Metazoa; Chordata; Aves; Columbiformes; Columbidae
Gene: METTL22
Product: methyltransferase 22, Kin17 lysine
Exons: 11
Coding region: 866-2023 (385 amino acids)
Biological process (GO): protein methylation
Cellular component (GO): nucleus
Molecular function (GO): protein methyltransferase activity
Source: RefSeq, a predicted model, not a curated record